Molecule: messenger RNA, 1713 nt
Organism: Ilex paraguariensis (yerba mate)
Lineage: Eukaryota; Viridiplantae; Streptophyta; Magnoliopsida; Aquifoliales; Aquifoliaceae
Source: the annotation of a GenBank genome assembly
AGGGGUGUAUCCGUGUAUGAAUACAUUGUAUUUGGCGUCUACUUCUGCAGUUCGAAUAAAGAGAACGUUGUGCUCGUGAGCAUUCUGUCCAGCAACACCCACUUCCCUCAACUUCCCCUCCCACAACCCAAGAGAUAUAAUAAUUCAUUCAGAGAGAUAGAGAGGGAGUUGUUGUUGCAAGAGGAGGAAGAAUGACGGCCGGCGGAUCAUCGGGGAGGUUGCCGACGUGGAAGGAGAGAGAGAACAACAAGAGGAGAGAGAGGAGAAGAAGAGCCAUAGCAGCCAAGAUCUAUACGGGUCUACGUGCUCAGGGUAACUAUAAGCUUCCAAAGCACUGCGACAACAACGAGGUCUUGAAGGCUCUCUGUGCUGAAGCUGGUUGGGUUGUCGAAGAAGAUGGCACCACCUAUCGCAAGGGAUGCAAGCCACCCCCGACUGAGCUUGCAGGCAGUUUAAGGAACAUCAGUGCAUGUUCAUCUCUCCUACCAAGCCCUCAAUCUUCAUCCUUCCCUAGUCCAAUACCUUCUUACCAUGCCAGCCCAACAUCAUCCUCAUUCCCAAGCCCCACUCGUUAUGAUGGAAACCCCUCGUCAUACAUCAUCCCUUUCCUACACAACUUAGCCUCCAUUCCAUCUUCACUGCCCCCUCUUCGUAUAUCAAACAGUGCCCCAGUUACCCCUCCACUUUCUUCACCUACCUCCAGAAACUCUAAGCGAAAACCCGAUUGGGAAUCCCUUUGCAGAGGCUCAUUGCAUUCUUUCCACCACCCUUUUUUAGCUGCCUCUGCCCCAGCUAGUCCUACUCGCCGCCAACAAUUUACACCUGCCACAAUUCCAGAAUGUGAUGAGUCCGAUGGCGAUGUGUCCACCAUUGAUUCAAUUCGCUGGGUCAGUUUCCCAACAGUUGCACCUCCUGUUGCUCCAGCUUCGCCUACAUUUAAUCUUGUAAAACCUGUGGCGCAGCAGAGUUACCUGCAGGAUGCAGUUGAUGGCCAUGGAGACCUUAACUGGGGAGCAACCCCACAAAGGGGUCGGGGCUCUGAAUUUGAGUUUGAGAGUGGCACAGUGAAAGCAUGGGAGGGUGAAAGAAUACAUGAAGUUGGGGUGGAUGAUCUUGAGCUUACACUUGGGAGUGGGAAGGUCCGUAGUUAAGCUUCUUCCAUUGAUAUAGUUAGACAUGGAACAUUCAAAUUCUGAAAAUUGUUCCGUGGUACUUUUCAAUGGUCGCUCGUAUUGAGUGACUUGAGCACAGCAAAUUUAUGGGGUUUCCUAUGAUUUCUACUACUCUCUGGGAGACACCCUGCUUUCAAAAAUGGUGCAUUCUAUCUCUUCCUUCAAUUGUACAGCUUUCCCUCUCAUGGAGCCAUGGCAGGAACUAAAAGCAACGACUCUCAGUUGGUAAACAGCAGAUUUUGAAGGCCUGCUAUAUCACAAGGACUGCAGUUCUCAGUCUUCAUGGCAUAGGGAAGACCGAAGCGAGUAUUAGAUUUCCCCCUCCCCUGUUUUAUGUUUAAAUCUUUUAUUUGAAUGCUUCAUUGAUCAGGGGCCUUGUUUUAGUCUGUCAUUCCGGUGGUCUCACAAGACUUCAAUGAUUGAAGUUGUGUGCUUUUCUUCUUAUCAUAUAAGAUUUUCCUUCUAUUGUAGACAAUGUGAAGCAGCACAAACUCAAACCAUUCGUAGUGAAUUUAAUGGUUUAUCAAUGGAUCUUUCUUUC